GAACACGCUCAUAGUCUGUGUUGUAUGGCUUUGAGCUAAUGCCUGCUUUUUGAUUAAUGAAAAAAAAAAAGAAACGGGAUAGCCGUUCUCAUGUUUCUCUCUGAUAUGACUUUAGGGAAAUGUGAUAAAAAAUAUUAUAAAUCAGAAAGAGAUAAUGAGAUGUAUAAAGUUGGAACCUCGAUGACAAAUGUGUUUCGAUUGAAAAGUUAUGUAUGUACAUAUAUAUGUCAGUUUAAAAAAGAGUCAACAUGAUAGAAAUCACGGCGAAACUCAUUCGAGGUUCUAUAUAUUUCUCCGGUGAAAUUAUAGAAUGUUUGGUGACAUUUACUAAUCCUCCAAAUCCGAAUCAUCAAAUAUCACAAAGUCACAGUGAUUUGUUUGAAAGUUUGGCAUGGGCAAGCGCACAGGUACAUUGCCAGUGUACAACGAAUAAUAAAAUAGUACUUUCAGAGAAGUUAAAUACUACAGCUCGUUCAGUGGCAAUCAACGCAAAUACUACCUUUGCACCAUGGCAGCAAGACAAUGGUCAUGUAGUACUAAAUACAAAACCAAAAAUUUUAUGCUGCGAUUUAAAGCUGUCACCUGGGGAAAGUAAGACCUAUUUUUAUCGCGAAACAAUACCAAGUGAUGCUCCACCUUCAUAUAAAGGACAGGCUGUAAAAUAUUCCUACAAAAUAACAAUUGGAACGCAAAGAGUGAAUACUGUUAUAAAACUAUUACGAGUACCAUUUAGAGUACUAUCUUUAAGUGAAUUGCCAGAGAUUACAGCGUGCAAUGAUAGUGUAGAUUUGAGUCCCAAUAAUCCAUUUAUGGAAACACAACACAGAGAAACUCCAUUAGAUAUUGCGCUACAAACACUGCAGAAUUUAACAGCUAGACGCAGUCCAAACUUUUAUAAUGUGACAAACGGUCGCGGGCGCGUAGUGCGAUUCUGUCUCUUUAAAAAUUCCUACAAACUUGGCGAGGACAUAGUUGGAACCUUUGACUUCUCGAAUGCGACCGUCUCCUGCGUUCAGGUAUCUGUAUCCUUACAGUCGGAAGAACAUGUAUCGGAAAAGUACAAACGAGGCAAGGUCACCACGCCAACAUUGAUUAGCUACAACAAGCAUCAUGAAAUGUGUCUGGGUCUGAAAUACUCGCACUUGGUGCUACCAAUACCUCUUCAUGUUACGCCAGAUUUUACCACCGAUCUAGUGAUGCUCAAAUGGCGGUUGCAUUUCGAGUUUGUCACGACGCCAAAGCUAGUAGAAAUGCCCAACGAGAACACCAUCAGCUGGCACGGACCAUCGACUUUGGAUGUCGAGACGAUGAUUUGGGAUCUUCCAUUGCACAUCCACCCGACCACCACGCCGCCGAACACGGCGCAACAGACGAAAUACAAUACUGACAUAUAACUAAUAAUAUAGCAUAAUAUACGUGUUUGGUAUAUGUUCGAUUAUAAAUGAACGCGAAUUAUCGCUACUCUAAUAUACAGCUAAUGCGUGUGUUGUAAAGUUAACGUAGGAAAGAAUAAGAAAUUCGUUUUUCUCUGGCGACUCUUGCGCUAUACUGUUAUUCUUCACUUUAUCAUACUUUAGAAAAUGUAUAUUUUGCAUGAUAAUUUAUUGUACACAAGAGAUAUAUUUUCGUAUAUUUAUGUGUUUGGAUAAGAGAAGUUGUAUAAUGAAAGAAUAUGUUAGAAUCAUUUUUGAGAGCAUACUUUUACAUCUCUGUGUGAUAAGUUUUGUAAUUAUAUUCUUUUCUACACACACACACA
This is a messenger RNA of Camponotus floridanus (Florida carpenter ant), 1756 nucleotides long. Its product is annotated as RAB6A-GEF complex partner protein 2. The record is from RefSeq and is a predicted model, not a curated record. Gene Ontology annotation, biological process: retrograde transport, endosome to Golgi. The transcript has 7 exons. The coding region runs from base 249 to 1394 and encodes 381 amino acids. NCBI's taxonomy places the organism in Eukaryota, Metazoa, Arthropoda, Insecta, Hymenoptera, Formicidae. Gene Ontology annotation, cellular component: Golgi membrane; Ric1-Rgp1 guanyl-nucleotide exchange factor complex.